AUGUAUAAAUUUCCCGUUUUCCUUCUCGUCCUUCUCAUCGUCCUCAUUUUUACCACCUCGUCUACCCCUCAAAUCUUAGCUUCUCAACCGCACCUUGAUCAUUGUUUAUUCACUUACAAAAAACGGUUUUACAUAUACAGUGGUUCCAACUUAAGAUACAUCCAGACACCCUUUUCUGUAAACACGCUCAAUUGGGCCCCAAUUAGCGCCAAAAAAAUCGACCAACCGGCGUGUUUUGUUACUACACCAGAAGGAAUCUUAGAUGUGACAGAUAGAGCGAAUGGUUCCAGUUUCCGAGCACUUGAUCUGAAUAAAGAACAAACUCCUCUUUGGCAUACUGAAAAUUACAAAGUGGAUACUGAAUAUUUGUCAGCUAAGCCCAUUGAUGUACCAACCUCAGAGGGUAAACAAGUGUUUAUUUUUAAAGGGGUUCAGCCGGGCAAUGAUUCUAUAGACAAUUCGGUUUGGAAAGCUAUAUCUAAAGGGAAUGAGACUAACCCGCCAAACCGGCAAUUUACGUUUGCACAAUUGGCCGAUAGCGAUGUUUUCAUUACUUAUUACGGAAAUGAUAGCAUAGCCGCAUUCAACACAACUCAACGUGCUUGGGUUACUGAAGUCAAUGACGUAAGCGAUGCGGCCAACGAUCUGUUCUUCGUUGUUGCACCUACCCCUACCCCUACCCCUAUCAUAUUCACCAGCGGACCCCCUAAUGAACCUGCCAACGGAACCACUGAUGAACCUGCCAGCGGACCCCCUAAUGAACCUGCCAGCGGACCCACUAACGACUCAACGAACGACAAUGGAUCCAAGACCAACCCCGGACCAAAAUCUUUACCGAAAAUAAUUCCUGGAGUAAUUGGAAUAAUAGUGGUUCUAGCAUUCACGGUUUUGGGCUUGUUGCAUGGCCGGAUAAAAAAUGAGGGAAAAAAUGAGCAAUUGUCAAUCGUGGAAACAGAAACAAGUUCUCAGGGAAACAGUUUAGAGAUCUGUCAAUCAUCUACACUUGAAGUGUCUGGGCAUCGAAAUGAACAUUAUUCAUUUUUAUCCGAUAAUACUAUUACUAUGGAUGACAAUUCACUGAUUUAUCAACCCAAACUUGAAGUAGAUAGUUUGCACAUUGAGCAUUGUUCAUUUUUGUCUGACACUACUGCAGUAUCUAUAUCCAAUUUCUCAACAUCUCCAACUUCACAUGGUACGGGGAAACUGAAUUCCACUCCCUCUCCAUCACUACCAUUUAUAGACUGGCUCUAUACUCAAUAUGAAGUGACAACUAGUACAUUCACUGCUUCAUCCACGUCUUUGAUACUUCCAUCAGUUCCAUCAGGCACGAAAAUAUUCAACAAGUACAAACUCAGCGGAAUGUCAACGCACGGCGUCAACAAUGCUGUUCGUCGUGCAGAGGAUGAGACUGUGGGUGAAAACGUGGCCGUAAAGUUUUUCAAAAAAAAAGAUUCAUUCGAACGCGAGGUUGUCAUGCUGAAGCAUCUUCGAUCGGAAUUUGUUUGUGCAUUGCGGGAUAUAUUCGAUAUUUCCAAUCCCACUGACUGGAAAUAUGUUACAGUCAUGGACUAUUAUCCUAUGAGCUUGGAUAACUUUAUCGUUAGCCGUACCGAGACUAUGUCUAAAGUAUGUGUGAAGGAAGUGGUAGAGUCAUUAGCAGAAGCAAUUCAGUAUGUUCAUGAUCACCGAAUAGUGCAUCUGGAUAUUAAGCCGGGAAACUUUGUCCACGAAAUUGGAGAAUUUUCGAACAAGUGGAGAUUGAUUGAUUUUGAAGCGGCGAGGGUUGAUGGAGAAGAGGAUGUUGAUAGCACCACAUUAAAAUAUGCUUCACCUGAGAUAAUCAAUGCGGUUACAUUACGCACUAGUAUUAAAGCAAGUAAGUCGAUGGAUAUGUGGUCGUUAGGGUGCACAAUGUACGAAGCAUGUACUGGAAGCCCUCUCUUUUCGAAUGAGGAAGAGGCUUCUGUUAAAUUAUCUGAAGCAUACAACACGAAGCACUUGGAAUUACCUCUUCAUAACGUGGAAGAUAUUCAAGCGAGGCACGUGCUUGAAAAAUUGUUAGUCAUUGACCCUACGAAGAGAACUACAGUUGAUAACAUUUUAAAAGGAGCAUAUUUGAAAGGCGGGCCUGACAGUAUUCAGAUAUACAAUCUGCAGUCUGAAUCCGUUGAAGAAUUCUUGAACAUACUAAACGAGAAUACGAGCGUUGCUCAUUCCGACGUGCCAGAACGCCCACUAAUAUGA
Messenger RNA from Paraglomus occultum, 2244 nucleotides. Lineage: Eukaryota; Fungi; Glomeromycota; Glomeromycetes; Paraglomerales; Paraglomeraceae. The record is from the annotation of a GenBank genome assembly.